AACGCUCCCUCGCUCACCAGGCCGAGACGAGCCCCGAGAGCAACGACACCGCCCGCGUCCUGCUCAGCCGCACGGUCCCGCGCCACCGCCAACGCGCGGAACCUCACACCAACCAGCCACUUCCUCCCAGACCGUCUAUUGGCUGGCUGCCUUCUGACGUCAGGGAUUCGAGAACGGGAAACGGGCCCCUGGGACAGGCUGCGCGAGAGGAAGAGGCGCACGCCGACGGUUCCUCGCGCUCGCUGGGAAAGACCCCGCCCGCGGGAAGCGGUGCCGACGGCUUCGCCAGCUCACGUCCGUCGGGUCGCCACGCAUGCGCGCAGAGAGAAGCUGCGUUGCGUUGCGCUCUGGAUGCGUCAUGGGCUGGGCGCCCCUCCCCCUUCCUCCCGGGGCCUGCGGAGUCCCGGGCUGCGCGCGGAGCAGGCCGGGGAGAGUUUAAAAAGAAGACUAACAUGGUUGAAAACUCUCCAGCCCCAUUGCCUGAAAGAGCAAUAUAUGGAUUUGUUCUUUUCUUAGGCUCCCAGUUUGGCUUUAUGUUAUACCUUGUAUGGGCGUAUGUUCCUGAAUCCUGGUUAUUCUCAUUGGGACUAACAUACUGGCCUCAAAAGUACUGGGCAGUUGCUUUACCUGUAUACCUUCUAGUUACUUUAGGAAUUGGCUAUAUACUACUCUUUGGUAUUAACAUGAUGAGUACUGCUCCACUCAACUCCAUGCACACCAUUACAGAUAACUUUGCAAAAAAUCAGCAGCAGAAGAAAUCUCAAGAAGAAGCAAUCCCUGCAUUGAGGGAUAUUCCCAUUAGUGAAGUAAACCAAAUGUUUUUCCUUGCUGACAAAGGCAUUUGUAACAGAAAUUAAUUGGAACCAGACCUAGUUAGAAUGAGACACUACUACAAUAAUUUUUAGAAACACAUUGUAAGAAAAGUCAGAGGCUUGUCAGUGCUAGGAAAUCUAGCUCUUUAAACAACUGGAAUAUAUGAAUUUGUAUCUAAAUUAAGCUGUGGUUAUUACUGGUUCACCUGUGUGGCAUAGGGCACUGAACCGGGACUCAGAAGAUAUGGGCUCUAUUCCCAGCUCUGCUACUGGCCUGCUGGGUGACCUUGAGCAAGUCACUUCACCACUCUACUUUGGUUUCCCCUUCUGUACUAUGUAUAUGAUACUGACAUUUAUAAAGUGCUUUGAGAUCUUCUGAUGAAAAGUGUUAUUUAAGAGCUACGUAUUAUUAUUUAUUAAACAAAUUGAUGAUUGUUGAAAUGGUUUUAUUUCUUAAUGUAGAGAGACCUACAGUAUUAAACGACAAAAUACUUCAUUCUGGGAACAGAAUUCUUCCAUAUAAAUCUGUUUAGCUAUGCUCUGGAUCUGAAGUAAUCCAUUCAGUUACCCCUAUAUUUUUUUCUUGCACAUUGAGGGUGGGAUUUUCCAACACAUUCAAUGUUUGGCUUAAUUCAGUGGGAGCAGAGUUAGGCCAACAUUGAGUGCUCUUAAAUAUCCCACGCUAUUUUGACCAGUAAUACUAAAUUCAAGUAUAUGCAUUGUGACUGUACAGUAAUAUUAAUAAAAUGUUUUUAGUUGUCUAAAA
This is a messenger RNA of Mauremys mutica (yellowpond turtle), 1578 nucleotides long. RefSeq names its product phosphatidylinositol glycan anchor biosynthesis class P (gene PIGP). The transcript has 5 exons. Gene Ontology annotation, molecular function: phosphatidylinositol N-acetylglucosaminyltransferase activity. Gene Ontology annotation, biological process: GPI anchor biosynthetic process. Lineage: Eukaryota; Metazoa; Chordata; Testudines; Geoemydidae. The record is from RefSeq and is a predicted model, not a curated record. Bases 453 to 857 code for a protein of 134 amino acids.